AUGCCAACGCGCGUCCUCCAAAUUGACGACACAAAUGCUCAAAUGUCGGCAGGAGGUGGUAGUUCUCUUUCCCUCAAGCUUGUCGAACCGCCGCAUUCCACCCAGACCGAGUACGCCUGCCUCAGUCAUUGUUGGGGGAAACUAGGCCCAGUGAAGACAACCAAGGCGUCGAAACUACAAUUUCUGCAAUGUGUUCCGUGGGACGUGCUCCCGAGGAGCUUUCAGGAAGCCAUCUCUUUUGCCCACAUGCUGAAUAUCCGCUACCUGUGGAUUGAUUCGUUGUGCAUUAUCCAGGACGACCCGGACGAUGUGGAGAGGGAGAUUCGACAAAUGUGUCGUAUAUAUGAAGGAGCCGUAGUGACUCUGGCCAUCACCAAGUCUCACAUACCGUCGGAAGGCUGUUUCUCAACGCUGUCUCCUGAGUCUGCUGGGUACGAAAUGCCAGUACCAGCAACCUUCGACUGGUCAGCCGCAGUGGUACGCGAAGUAUUCGAUCAUGCGCAUGCCGUGAGCAGUUAUGAAAACCCACCUCCUGGUAAAGCUCCACUUCUAUCGCGGGGCUGGGUACUCCAGGAGCGCAUUCUCUCGAGGCGAGUCUUACACUUCACUGCUGAGGAGCUGGCCUUCGAGUGUGUCACAGCCAGAUGCUGCGAGUGCGAGCGGGAUCCUCACGAGAUGCCGGGGUUCAAAUCUACCAUGUCCCAAGCGGUGGAAACCGACGAUCGAGAUGGCCUGUACUUGAAAUGGCGGGCGCUGGUUGAGCGAUAUACCAACCUGGAUCUAACAUUCGAGACUGACAGACUCCCGGCCAUUGCCGGAUUGGCCGAAAAGUUCGAGCGUCGUCUCAACGACCGAUAUUUUUACGGGACAUGGGCCGGCAACCUUCUCGAGAGCCUGAACUGGCUAUCCUUCAUCCCCAUCCGAAGGGAUCGGCGCCCUGCCGCGCCGUCUUGGUCUUGGGCAGCGGCCUCGUCGACCGACGACAACGACGAUGAUGACGACGAUGAUGUCGUCGGCGACGAUGAUGAUGAUGAUGAUGAUGAUGACAACGUCUGCGGCGACGCCGACGCAAACGCUAACGACGCCGAUGACAACGUCGGCGGCGACGCCGACGCCAACGCUAACGAUGGUGACGACGACGAUGACAAGGACGAUGACGACGACGGCGACGACUGGGGCGGCUGCCCUCGAUCACUGGACUAUGAUGGGUACAGUGGGAACCUGGGUCGGCGCGGGGUUGGCGGCCGUGGUCAUCGCAAUAUUACAAUGCGAGGUUCAGGCAGGUCGCGAUUGAACUUCACGAUGAUGACGAUCUGGACGCACGCAAUCUGCCUCUGGCAGAACAAGCGCGGCUGGCUGGUCCAGGCCGCCGUCGUUAUCGAGGCUUCGGCGAGAACUACCUGCGCCCUGGCGGAAGACCCCAGGGCCGCUCCUGUGAAACCCACGGUGCCGCAGCCGACCAUGCCUACUCUGGACGAGGACGCUUGUCAACCGAGACGACGGCACCCGGAGAGUGUAUCCCGCAUGGAGACCAUUGGUACCGCUCUCCAGGCAUACCUGAGCUGAUAACCCCUGCCACUAGUAUUGCGGCAAUCGGCGCCUCCCUUGUUGCUGUAGCGAGGCUGCCUACGGGUGGUGUCUGCUUCCUUGUCAGCAUCUUGCUCCGCCAACGCCACGAAGUUGACACCUGGUGACAGGACCGCAUGGGCUUUGGCGUCUGUGAGAUGUGGGCUUCUCCAGGGGACUACCUCCGCACUUCCCUGAUGAACAACCUCGCCCGCACUAUCGGCCAAGUCAUGAGAGCGGGGGCCAGGGGCGGCGGAGGAAAAAAAGAGGAC
This is a messenger RNA of Phialemonium atrogriseum, 1838 nucleotides long. RefSeq names its product heterokaryon incompatibility protein-domain-containing protein. Bases 1 to 1566 code for a protein of 521 amino acids. The record is from RefSeq and is a predicted model, not a curated record. Lineage: Eukaryota; Fungi; Ascomycota; Sordariomycetes; Cephalothecales; Cephalothecaceae. The transcript has 2 exons.